AUGGUUAGACAACGCAGGAACACAAGCGAGGACGAAAACAACAUGCCGCAAUGGGCGAUCAGACUAAUUGAGAGAUUUGACAGAGGACACGAACUCAGACUCACAGUGGGAAAAGUACGCACACAACAGUUUCACGAUUCUUUCUUGGUACGUAUCAUCAGAACAUGGAACGCCCUCCCUGAGAAUGCUGUCAAAACUACAUCUGUAUUCGUAUUCAACAGAGAAGAUAUUGAUUAUACUCUAUUCGAUGAAUUCAAUCAAUAUUACAACAGAAUGACGAUGUGCUGCUGCAAAAAAAAUUUUGCAUCUAUUUUCAUUUUUAUCUUUCUUCUAUUCAAGUGUUCUCAAAAUCACGCUUAUGACUAAACAUUAUCACUCUCUAUUUAUUCAUCAUCUUUUUUCCAAAAAUAUCAAUAUAUUCAGAGUUUUAUCUCUAUGCAUUACCAUAAAUGGCGAAUUUAUUUUUCCUAGAUCUUGGUGUUCUAUUGAAAAUCAUGUUUUAUCGGGUCACGUCAGCUAGCCUUUACCCGCAGGCUCGCUGGCAUUCAAAAAAUGGGAUAUUAUACAUUUUCAAAAGGCC
Messenger RNA from Cylicocyclus nassatus, 580 nucleotides. The record is from the annotation of a GenBank genome assembly. NCBI's taxonomy places the organism in Eukaryota, Metazoa, Nematoda, Chromadorea, Rhabditida, Strongylidae.